AUGGCACAACCAUCUGCAUCGGAGGCUUUCAAGCCUUCCAUCACCGAAGAGAAGUCAUAUUCCACCACCACCACCACAUCAACAGUCCAAGAACUGAAAUCCUCCGACGCCGCCACAGAGAGCCAGAAACCAGCUCCCAAAAUCCAAGGCGCUUUGCCCGACCUCUUCCUUGGGGCUCUUCUGCCCUGCGUGCCGGUAGUCUUGGUAACAGCCUUACUACUCACUCUGAUCUUCCGAAAUCGCGUCAACCUGGACCAAGGAUGGCCACUCCUCCACGCGCCGACCCAAGAAGACAUCUACGACCCCAACAUCUUCAAAGCAGCUCUCCAGAUCAAACAAUCUGGUGGUCACCCUGCCUACUAUAUCCGCUUCAAUCCAGCUGUGCUUGCAGCGAUCGCAUCAUGGACAAGCAAGAUAAUACCAUUCAUCACCAGCUCGUCCAUGGCUGUUAUUGCCUUCUUCGCUGGCCGUCGCAUCCUCAACGCGACGAGGGAUAAGAAGCCAGGCGAGCUGCCAACACCUCAUCAGAUGUCCAUCUUGAUCAAUUUGCUUGGGGGAGCUGAUGUCAAGCCUCUGUGGGACACCUUUGCGUACCGGCUGGAGAACCAUGAGCGCCUGGUCCAGCCUAUACCACUCGCUGCUAGUGCACUCAGCUUUAUUGUCAUCAUUACACUCCUCAUUGGCGCAGCAGACACAUGGUUUGCAGCCUCGACAAAGCCGAUGAACGUCGAACUCCUGACUCGCCACCUGCAACCCAACAAUACCUUUGGGCGUGAACUGAAUCCUGCAAUGUGUGGAGGAAAUAUCUGGGAGAAAAGGCCAUGCCCAUCCAAUUCACAAACCCUCUGCAACUACCCAUGCAGCAUUGAUCAUUGGAACUUUACAUCCGAAGGGAGUUUCUCAGUGAAGGAGGGCAUCAAGGCAGCUCAGUCAGCCGCAGAGACCCUCCUUGGCAACUCAUACGUGAACCAGAUACAAAACACCUCAUAUGGUGCAUAUCAGCAGGCUCCUCAGCAGUACCACUAUCUUGCAGACGUCGGUACUGGACAAAUGCUCGACUUCAUGGCGAAUACUUCUGCUGUCAGCACCCAGUGCAAGGUAGCAACGCAAGACUGCCAGAUUGAAAGGAACAAGGAUGGGUUCUCUUGUUAUGGCUACACCUCGCCAUCAUUCACCUUCCAAGGAGAUGUCGGCUUUGAUCCUGCAAUGGCAGCCGCUCCGAGCAACAUGUCUGCGACUGGCAUUCAGUUCUUCAAAGACGCUGCAUUGCAGUCGCCCAUCGGCCUCGGAAACCAGACAACCGAACUCUUCAGCGUCCAAAAUCCGAUCCACUUCCUCACCUGGUCCAAAGGCUUUCCGCCCAUUGACACCAUAACGCAAACCUUCGACGCCAUGAAGCAGGGCAAAUACCUCCAGCUCUCCUCAUCCGGCGACAACAUCUUCAUUCUCAACUGCACGGCCAGCAUCUAUACCACUAUCUACGCCUGGGCCAACGGCACCAUCCUCGCCGCCAACAACACCUCCGGCUUCUACCCCACUCUAGCCUCCCCAGACUACGGCGCCAUCUACUCCGCCCCCUUUGCCAUCAAUUCCGCCCUCGGGCACCUCGCCCUCCAAGACGCCGCCGCCCUCGCAGCCUACAAGACCACCCCACAAGACAUGGCGGACAAAUUCGCGGAUGAAUUCUCCCGCGCCGCUGUCGCGCUCACCGCAGGCAUCAUGCAGCCCUCCGUCAACAUGCUCGAGCAAUCCCGCAACAACACCGAGCUCCUCACCCGCGUGCCCAAGAUCCCGCUCUACUUCCUCAUCAGCCUCAAAGCAGUCUACGCUCUCGGCUCCGUCGCCGUGGCUGUGCUAGCGUGGGUAUUGACAGACCCUCGUGAGGCACAGGAAGUCAAGGCGAGGUUGACGGUGGAUGGGCUGAUGAGCGGGUUCUUAGAGCCCACGGAGAGGCAGGAGAAGGCCGUGGAGAAGGUUAAAGAGAUAUACGGGGAGCAUGAUCAGUCCAAGACGGAGGAGGAAAAGAAGGAGGAGGUGAGCAAGGUGGGGAUACAGCAGACGGAUAAGGGAGGAUGGGUGUGGGUUGCAGGGAGUGUUUUGAAGGAGGUUUGGACGGGGUUUGGGGUCGGUGGGGUGGUGAAGGGGGAGGUGGCGGGGGCGGUGAUGAGUGGGAAACUGGGGUAG
Messenger RNA from Bacidia gigantensis, 2184 nucleotides. RefSeq lists its product as uncharacterized. Lineage: Eukaryota; Fungi; Ascomycota; Lecanoromycetes; Lecanorales; Ramalinaceae. The transcript is spliced from 2 exons. Bases 1 to 2184 code for a protein of 727 amino acids. The record is from RefSeq and is a predicted model, not a curated record.